Molecule: messenger RNA, 765 nt
Organism: Galeopterus variegatus (Sunda flying lemur)
Lineage: Eukaryota; Metazoa; Chordata; Mammalia; Dermoptera; Cynocephalidae
Gene: CLIC5
Product: chloride intracellular channel 5
Exons: 4
Source: RefSeq, a predicted model, not a curated record
AUUUUGGGCGCGUUGACGGCGGGAUCGCUGACAGUUACGGAUCCUGUGACACCUUCUGGCAGCCCGGCACUUGUUGCUUCCAGGACCUGUUGUCAUCUCUUACCCGCCUUUUCCCCUUGCACCUUGCCCCUUCGUAGCUUCUCUCCUUUUCAUGUGAUCACCUGGGACGCCGGCCUCUCGGACACCGCUGCUCCGGCUGGAGAAAUAGAUGGUUUAAAAAAAAAAAAAGAAAGAAAGAAAUUAAACACUGCCUUGAAGAGGGGCCCCGCUGGGCAGGAUCAGGAGCGCAGAGCGCUAGCCCGGGCGCCGCAGAGGUGGCGCCUCCCCGGCCCGGGACCGUGGCCCCAGGCGCAGACGGCAUGACGGACCCGGCGACAGCUAACGGGGACGACAGGGACCCCGAAAUCGAGCUCUUCGUGAAGGCUGGAAUCGAUGGGGAAAGCAUUGGCAACUGUCCUUUCUCUCAGCGUCUCUUUAUGAUCCUUUGGCUGAAAGGAGUCGUAUUCAAUGUCACCACUGUGGAUCUGAAAAGAAAGCCUGCGGACCUGCACAAUCUAGCCCCUGGCACCCAUCCGCCCUUCCUGACCUUCAACGGGGACGUGAAGACAGACGUCAAUAAAAUCGAGGAGUUCUUGGAGGAGACCUUGACCCCUGAAAAGUACCCCAGACUGGCUGCAAAACACCGGGAAUCCAACACAGCAGGCAUCGACAUUUUCUCCAAGUUUUCUGCCUACAUCAAAAACACCAAGCAGCAAAACAAUGCAG